AUGCCAUUUUAUUUGCAUUUACUCAGUAAUCAAGAUGCUGUUUCCUGUUCAUGUUCGCAGUCAUAUGUUAAGACAUUGCUAGCAAAAGAUAAGAUCAAGUUGGUGAAAGAAUCAAUCAUUGAUGAUUUCUCCUUAUUAAUGUUCCGAGAUCUCGGUGAUUUACAGGUGACUUUCGAGGACGAGUUGAGAGCAGUGAAAGCAAAGGAAGAGGCAGAAGAAAAGAGGCGCAAGUAUGAGCAAAAUGUACGAUUAGGUUUGAUCAAAAAGAAAGGUCGCAAAAGUAAAGCACAAUUAGAGAAGGAGCGAAAACUUGAGAGGAGACGUCUACGACGGGAAAAAAAAGAACAGCGGCGGCAAGAACGUAAGGAAAAACGUGAACGUGAGGCUCGUGAAGGAACAAGUAUGGAUAGUGAAGAGCGACGGAUCCGUAGGGAAAGGAGGCGUGAACGAAAGGAAAGACGAGAACGUGAGGCAGAUGGUGAUGAAAAGAAAGAACGUAAACGGAAGCUGAAAGAUAACAAUGGAUUGAAAAAGUCGCUUCGACAGCAGGACAAUCUUUAUCAGUUAAGUUUAAUCUUUAACUAA
This is a messenger RNA of Thelazia callipaeda (thelaziosis nematode), 585 nucleotides long. NCBI's taxonomy places the organism in Eukaryota, Metazoa, Nematoda, Chromadorea, Rhabditida, Thelaziidae. The record is from the annotation of a GenBank genome assembly.